AUGGCACUUCGCUCGCUGUGGAUGCGCAUGCGGACCGGCCGAGCAGCCUUUUCGACGUCGGCACCGGCAGCCACGUCUGCCUCGACAAAGGAAUCAAUACCUCCGCGGCCGGGCCGGUCGGCUUUUGCGCGCCAGUUUGUGUUCCGCCUGCUCGGCCUGGCGACGUGGCUGCCAGUGGCCAUUUGGUUCAAUACGACGGUCGCCGAAGUCACGCGCAUCGAGGGCCCGUCCAUGUACCCCUUCCUCAACAGCCGGUUCAACGAGUCGCUCAAGCGUGACUGGGUGGUGAACCGCAAGCUGUACGCCCAGGAAGGACUGCAGCGGGGCAUGAUUGUUUUCUUAAAGAGCCCGUAUCAUCCCGAAGUGGUGUCGGUCAAGCGCAUCAUUGGCCUCGAAGGCGACGUCGUACAGACGCGCAAGCCGUACCCCACGGCCUACGUGCGCAUCCCGGCCGGGCACAUGUGGGUAGAAGGCGACGCGGGCGUGGGCAAGAGUCUCGACAGCAACACCUACGGCCCUGUGUCGAUUGGCCUGAUCACCGGCCAGCUGACGCACGUGCUGCUGCCGUUUGACAAGGCGGGCCGCGUGAAGUGGUGGGAGUAUCCCGUUGACGACCGGAUAUCGGCUACACCGGGAUUUUAG
Molecule: messenger RNA, 642 nt
Organism: Sporothrix brasiliensis 5110
Lineage: Eukaryota; Fungi; Ascomycota; Sordariomycetes; Ophiostomatales; Ophiostomataceae
Product: mitochondrial inner membrane protease subunit 2
Exons: 2
Coding region: 1-642 (213 amino acids)
Biological process (GO): mitochondrial respiratory chain complex assembly
Cellular component (GO): membrane; mitochondrial inner membrane peptidase complex
Molecular function (GO): serine-type endopeptidase activity
Source: RefSeq, a predicted model, not a curated record